Scatophagus argus is the source of this 2527-nucleotide messenger RNA. RefSeq names its product selenophosphate synthetase 1 (gene sephs1). Gene Ontology annotation, biological process: L-selenocysteine biosynthetic process. Lineage: Eukaryota; Metazoa; Chordata; Actinopteri; Scatophagidae. Gene Ontology annotation, molecular function: ATP binding; selenide, water dikinase activity. The transcript has 10 exons. The record is from RefSeq and is a predicted model, not a curated record. The coding region runs from base 257 to 1435 and encodes 392 amino acids. Gene Ontology annotation, cellular component: cytoplasm.
CUCCGCUUUGGUCCUAAAAUCGCAUCUAGGACAGUUGUAAACACUUCUAUUGCACCAUACCAUUAUGAACUUUACACAAGUAGCAUGUUUAGUGCUGUUUUAUUGAUACCAACUCUGAUGUUGCACACAUCGCAUGGCGUAGGACAGGAAAGGGUUAAUUUUUUCCGCCGCCGACAUUUUUGUUCGGCGCUCAACGGCAACUUUUCAACUUACAUGUGCAACGAGCUGGCGUUAUGUGCCCAGACUUUCUUCAGACAUGUCGGUGAGGGAGUCAUUUAACCCUGAAAGCUAUGAGCUGGACAAGAACUUCAGACUCACACGCUUCGCUGAGCUCAAGGGCACAGGCUGCAAGGUGCCCCAAGAAGUGUUACAGAAGCUGCUAGAAACCCUACAGGAGAACCAUUAUCAAGAGGAUGAACAGUUCCUUGGGGCAGUUAUGCCUCGAUUAGGCAUAGGCAUGGACACAUGUGUGAUCCCCCUCAGACAUGGUGGACUUUCUCUGGUCCAGACGACAGACUACAUCUACCCCAUUGUGGAUGAUCCCUACAUGAUGGGCAGAAUUGCUUGUGCCAAUGUUCUAAGUGACCUGUAUGCCAUGGGAGUGACAGAGUGUGACAACAUGUUGAUGCUUCUAGGAGUCAGCAACAAAAUGUCAGAGAAGGAACGAGACAAAGUGAUGCCACUGAUCAUCCAGGGGUUCAAAGAUGCGUCAGAGGAGGCAGGCACAUCUGUAACUGGAGGACAGACGGUGCUCAACCCCUGGGUGGUGAUGGGAGGAGUUGCUACAACAGUCUGCCAGCCCAAUGAAUUUAUCAUGCCAGACAAUGCAGUGCCAGGAGACGUGUUGGUGUUGACUAAGCCACUUGGAACACAAGUGGCUGUUGCGGUACACCAGUGGCUAGAUAUUCCUGAGAAGUGGAACAAGAUCAAGCUGGUGGUAACCCAAGAAGAUGUAGAACUGGCCUACCACGAAGCCAUGAUGAACAUGGCUCGGCUCAACAGGACAGCGGCUGGUCUCAUGCAUACCUUCAACGCUCAUGCAGCCACUGACAUCACAGGCUUUGGCAUCCUCGGCCACGCUCAGACGCUGGCACGGCAACAACGAAGUGAGGUCUCAUUUGUCAUCCACAACCUCCCAGUGCUCGCCAAGAUGGCCGCCGUGUCCAAGGCCUGUGGGAACAUGUUCGGACUAAUGCACGGCACUUGCCCUGAAACAUCAGGAGGCCUGCUUAUCUGUCUUCCUCGGGAGCAGGCCGCUCGCUUCUGUGCCGAAAUCAAAUCCCCAAAGUACGGCGAGGGCCACCAAGCGUGGAUCAUCGGAAUUGUAGAGAAAGGAAACCGCACUGCCCGCAUCAUUGACAAACCGCGGAUCAUAGAGGUGGCACCGCAAGCAGCCACACAGAAUGUCAACCCAACUCCUGGUGCAACUUCUUAAUCCUCCUCCUUUGCUGCAUCAUAGACCGGAAAACAAAAGCUCUGCUGAGUGAUUUUAGACACAUAAACUACAAAACCAUCCUAGAGUGUUUAAAUAUAUACACAAAAUAGUAUGUACACAGAAGAGACUGGGUUGGCGUGUAUCUACAUGAAAAACAGCCUUGCACAGUGGCCCGGGAGGCAUGUCACCACCCAGUGGACUCAACCUGCAGUAUCCCCAUGAUAAAAAUGGUUAAGAAAUAAGAGCAUACUUAAAAUCCAUUUGCCUUUCAUGUCUGUUGUGUUCUGAUAUGUUCAGUGUGUGUGUUUGGCAGGCAGCUUCUGAUAAGAAUGAAAAUGACAAUAAUCUGAUACUGUUGAUUCAUUUUGAAUCUUAGGAAGUCUGGUGUCCGUUGCCUCUUUGGGUCUUUUUAAAAUUGCUCUCAUCAAGCAAGUGGACCGUUUGAUGGCGUUUUUGUUUGUCCUUUCACUUUGUACAGUUAUAAAGUCUAGUUUUAGUUCAUUGUUGUAACUGAUGCCUUGAAAGAAACUGUGUGUGACCAGAAAGGUUUGUUUUUUUAUUACUUUGACUUUUUGUAUUGUCCCCACCUAAACUAAUAAAUAUUCAAAUCGAAGAUGGUUCGUUUGUUCCCGCUAUCUGGGAGCUGCACUCAUGUGAAUGAACUAAAUCAGAUGUGACUGACUGCUUCCGUCAUGGAACUGCAAAUUGUUUUUUGUUUUUUUUUAACAUUAGCAUAUUAAAGUCAUUGUUCAUUGACCUGAAGUAAUAGACGAACCUUCUACCAUCUGCAUUCCAAUUACAUCAGGGUGUAUAGAAUUUGCAUUAUCUGGUCACAGCUUUGUGCACAAAAAACAGUCUGGGUUGUGAACAACAAGCAGUCUAGUGAACUUGUUGCCUGUUGCCAUUGUUUGUUCUGGUGCGUUAAGUUUUGCUCUCUUAUGGCGUCGAGAACAUGUAAAGAGAGCAUUCUGACUUCCAGCUGUCCGCAGAAGUCCACAUCACUUUUGUUUAUUCUGAUAGCCUCGUUGAACCUGGAAGGCCUCUGUAAAUGAUCACACCCCACCUCUUAAAAUAAACUUCUCUUAUAAUAAA